Messenger RNA from Nymphaea colorata (pocket water lily), 2946 nucleotides. RefSeq lists its product as uncharacterized. The transcript is spliced from 9 exons. The coding region runs from base 985 to 2643 and encodes 552 amino acids. NCBI's taxonomy places the organism in Eukaryota, Viridiplantae, Streptophyta, Magnoliopsida, Nymphaeales, Nymphaeaceae. The record is from RefSeq and is a predicted model, not a curated record.
GAAGGAAAGCGAUGGAAAAUCGAUGACCAUUUAUUUUCAAAUAAAAUGCAAAAGAUGGAAAAUGUUACUUCUACGAAGUUUAAAUGGAUCGGGCUUCAACAACUUGUGAUGACAAGCGGAAUCAAAAUAAAUAUUUUCACCAUAGUUUUCGUUUCCAUUAAAAUUUGAAAUGUUAUCAUUUUUCAGGUAGUUUGGGACCCCCGCCGAAAGCCCUUUCAAUCGGCGAACCUGCAGCGUGAUCGGUCUCUGUCACCAAAGAAGGAAGGUCCAGCGUCUAAGCGGUUAGCGCAGAAGGGUGCGACGUUAUGGGGCUCAUACUGGCGACGGAGGUCGGCCUUAAGAGGGGCGAAUGUGGGUUUCCCGUCGGAGAGGGUGAAGCUAGUAUAUAGCGCCGGCCUUUCUUUCGCGCUGAUGGGAAGAGCGAGGGCGGCAUUUGAUUUUCUCUCUGUAAAUAGACGUCGGAGGGGCGGAGCCUAACUUGGGAGAGGGGUGGUACUGGUGGUCAGGGCUUUCCCUCUUUCGUCGUUCUCUUUCUUCUAACUGUCUCUUCACGGGGAAGUCCGUAGAGAGUUGGAAGGGUUUACCUUUGCGCAACGCAUUCUUUGUUGUGGGGUUCAACGUCGUUUCUUCAUGGUUGAAAAUGAUAAGAGUUAGUUGUAUUAAAGAGAAUGGAUGCAUCACAGAACCACCUUCCUAUGGUAUCAUUUGCUGCGUUGAUAAUGUCCCUCGUACACAUGGCUAUACGAAUUUCACGCUCAUGCAGUAGUAUAAAUGGGGAAGAAAUUCUUGAUCAAGUAGAAUCCAAUAUUCGACCUCCUAGUUGGUACUUUACCAUCAGUACAAGUGGAACUUGUUUGUGAAACUUGUGGUGGAUCGCGCUUCUCUGAUUGUUUUAUCAUUUGUCAGAAGUGUAGUUCUUAUGCAGUGCAUCGGCUAAUUGAUGAUGAAAUAUAAAGGUCUACUCUAACUGGAUCCGAAUCUGGGAUGUCACUAAACCACACUGCGUCAAUUUGCCAUUAUUGUCUUGGUGAAGUGAAAUGGAGUGGUAUAGAAGUCAAUUGGCAUUGUGAAAGUUGCUGUUUGAAGUGCUCUGAAAUUACUCCUUCAAUCGACAAGCAAGAUCUUGUUGCUAAUGAAGUGAAAGAGGACAAUGCCAUGGGCACUUCCAGACUACUGGCUAAUGUGAAACAAACUUCUGUUGCAAAUAUGAAUAUGGUUAGAAAAGUUGGCAGCAAAAGGAGACGAAGGAGAUUAAUUUUGGAGGAUGAGGAUGUAGAUGAGGAUGUGGUGCCACGAGAGGCUGGUUUGAAUGUGGAUGAGAAUAAAAAUCCUGAAGUUGAAACUGAUAGGAAUUAUCAAAAUUUGGUGAAUCUGGAGCCUGAUGUGGAUUAUGCAAAUGGUGUUAAGAAACUUGACAUGAGAGGUUGCACAUUUCCUGAGUCAUCAUCUAGAGAUGUUAACAAUGAUUUGGGUCAAAGUCUGGGCUUGGAAGGUAAUGUAUGCGAGAAUAUUUCAUGCAACCCAACGUUGGAUGAAGCUUCUAACUACAUGGAAGGCUGGCCAUUGUUUGAGCCAGUGUGGAGUGGAAGCUUUUGUAUUCGCGGCUACCGGUAUGGUGAAAUGAGAGCUCACUUGUCAAACACAGCAUGUGAAAAAGUUUUUCUUGUGGCAAGAAGUAUGCCUACAAGGCUUUCUAUACACGUCCAUCAAAGAUCUGAUGUUUGGCCUAAAAGCUUUCAGAAAUCUCCUCCCCAUGGUGGACAUAUUGCUUUAUAUUUUUUCCCCAACUCCAACUCUGGAAAGGAUGAGCAUUCAUUUGAGAUGCUUUUGGAUGAUUUAAUCACUUCUGAUCUCGCUUUAAAGGUCUGUUUUGAUGAUUCGGAGCUGCUGGUGUUCCCUUCCCUUCAGUUGCCAGAACCAUACCACCGUUUUCAUCAAAGAUAUUACAUAUGGGGGGUUUUCAAAAAUAAGUCAAGCGAUGGAUUGCCUCAUAUUGAUGGAAGUUUGCGAAAAGGAAGAGCCAGCUUGCACUCAUCGGAUCACUUGCCCGGAAGAAUAAUCGAUUCAGUUGAUUCUUUGCCUUCCAUAAUCUCCUCUCCAUCUUUAUGUUCACCUACACCUGAUGAUAUACAGCCGCAUGGAAUGGUGGAUUCAGUCAAAAUCAAACUUAGGAGCGGAAGCAAGGAUUCUGUUAUGUGCAAAAUGGUGCUUCCACACGCAUGCUUAUCACAUCCUCAACAAUUGGAGCCUAGCCAUUGUGAAAUAAAAAAGCUUCAAAGGGAUGAGGUGACUGAGAACGUGCUUCUUCCUUUGGAUAUGAAGACCUGCAACUCCGUGCUGAAAAGGAGCGGAUUGUGCCAGCAAGACUGUAAUUCUAGCUUUGAGUUUCCUGUUUUUUCAAAUGCAGAGGAUGGCGUCCCUAUAGUAGGGAAUCGUCAACCUGAACUUGGUGAGGUGCAAGAUGAUACAUCCAACUGUUUGAAUCUUUUCCCACUUGCAGGUGAGGAUCUUGCUGUAAUGGUUAGAAUGGGGGACAAUAGUGGGAUUAGUCUUGAACUGGGGCUCAGUCGGAUGACUGCGAAGCGGGGUGGUAGUUAUAAGAAUACAAAGCCUCUGGAACCUGGAAGAAGUUUACUAUGCUGAUUUCAUGAUUCCCACGAUUCCGGUUGAGCUUUUGAGGUGACGAAUGUCUUGACUCGAGUCAAGAAUCAUUUUUGGCUUCUGCUCGAUCCGAGUUUCUGCCUUCUCACUCAAUUUUCAUUUGUAUUAACACAGCCCGCUUCCGCGUUUCACUAGAAGAGCCAAAGAGAUCCAGAUAGUGUAAAGUAUUUGGCCAAAUUGAGGUGCAGAAGCAGGUUGCAUUUGUUAUAUGACUAUUGUUGUACAGUUUGUGAAGAUAUUUGCAUCUAGUAGCCUGGAGCAUACAAAUUUAGGGACGAUCGCGUA